Molecule: messenger RNA, 4636 nt
Organism: Bactrocera dorsalis (oriental fruit fly)
Lineage: Eukaryota; Metazoa; Arthropoda; Insecta; Diptera; Tephritidae
Product: kelch-like protein 17
Exons: 8
Coding region: 2889-4580 (563 amino acids)
Molecular function (GO): protein binding
Source: RefSeq, a predicted model, not a curated record
ACCCAGAUUUUUCUGAUUUGUUAUGUUAUGAUUUUUCGUUUAAUUUUUGCAUCCACAUUUAAACUGCUUUCGAUAGGUCAUUUCUCUGUUUUCUUGUCAAAAAAGUUACAUGUGAAAGCAAUAACAAAGUUAUCGAGUUGAAAUGAAGCUAGUAUGAGGAUACCUCCAUGAAAUGGUAUCAGAGAACAUAAAACAAUGAGUAGUUGCAAAUCUCGAUUGGACGGCUAACACAUUUGAAGGGAAUUCACCAUAUUCGCUGCUAUUUAGCAGAAAUUUGUAGAAAAACGAUUGUUUACAUAGUUGAUUUUAAGUUAUAGCUGUACUUAUAGCUGGAUCAGUGAAUUCCGCUCCUCCUUUCCUCAGUUGCUGUCCGUAGCGAGCAAAAUGUGUCAAAAGUUGAGCCCGUAUAAAUCAGCCAUCUUUGUGUGUUUUCAUUUGAACAAUGUUGCCAUUGCUCAAUACGCAUACAUAUGCACAUAUGUACAUAGUUUUUUACACAUCGAAGUUUUCAAUUACAAUUUUAUAAAAUAUCAGAACUGAAAACAAACUAUUAAAAAUAGUUUAUAUAUUUAUAAAUAAGAACAUUCGACAAUGAUUUGAAGUUAUUUUAAGAAAAUUUCAAACAUAUUGAAAACAAUUUUUAUAACUACUACAGUAUAUCGAAACGUGAACCCUGCGUUGUGAGAGAGCAAUCAGCUGACACGUUUCUACGGGAAAAAUCCAAAUGCCGUGGAAAUCUACGAUAUCCUACGGUAAAGUGGGCUCAUAAGAUAGGCCGUAUCAGCGGGCUGCGGCUGUGCGAAAUUCGUUGAUUGUGCUCUUAGUAACUCAGUUAUAGAAAUUUAACUUCAGUAUAGCGCAUGAAACCGAAACCACUGUCUUUGAUUGUAUCGAAAGCUCACGAUAUCGUCGUUUAUUCGGAGAAUUUAUCUUUUCUUUUGGAUUUUUAAGGAGAGUCUUUCAGAGUUGACAAAACAGUUGAAGUGUUUCAACAAGCACAACAAGAACAAAAAGCGAGCAGCGAUGAUAAGUCACACAGCAAAAUUCAAAAGAUUUCUAUGUCAUGCCCUGCUUUCGGUAAAGAUAUGUAUUCAGUGUAGAGCAUAAGUCUUGGUAUCCUUCCAUUACUCAGUUUAUUAUUAAAAUAUUUGCGAUAAUUUCAAAUAGUUAGUUUGAGAAACUUUGGCAAUAAUUUAAUAAUCCACAUUGUGAUCCCUCGUAAUCGAAAGAAAAUAGCAAAAUUUUGCUGCUGGAUUAAAUUCGGCGUUAUAGGGUGAUAGUGAAGGUUCUGCUGAGUAUCAGCACGCAGUUUUAUGCCGCAUACGUAUGCAUGGGUUUUGAGAUAUUUAAAGUUGAACAUUUUCAAAAACAAUAAAUGAAAUUUCUCUAUGCUUAACAUACAUACAUACCUAUAUAUUAUAUUUAUAAAACUAUAACUGUAUCAAUCUAGAAUGAAAUAUUAGGUUGUCAAAUAUCUCCCUUCUGAUUUUUCGCCUGUUAUUCAUUGCUUCAUAAAAAGUGUUACAGUUCAAAUAUGCGCCGUUUCGUUCGAUAAUCUGUUUCCAUCUAGACAGCAACUUCAUAAUACUCGUACUUCCCUCGUAGAAGCCCCACUCCUUAUUUGCGAAGAACUUCACAAGCCUCUUUUUAGUUCAACCUUACACCAACAAGGGCGUUCGCCAUGGACAGGAACAAGUGGUAAUCACUUGGCGCUAUGUAAGGGUUAUAUGGUGGACGCGUUAAAACCUCCCGUCUCCGACGAGUCAUCAACGAAGUGUGUGGUCUGGCAUUGUCCUUGUCUAGACGCUACCGGUCGAUCACCUGCUUCAAGCAGUCCAGUUGUUCGUAGUGGAUGGUAGAAUUAAGCGUCUGGCCAUAUGAGAGCAGCUCAUAGUAGAUGAUUCCCUUCCAAUCCCACCAAACAUACAGCAAAACCUUCCUGGCCGUCAAUCCCGACUUGGCCACUGUUUGGGACUAUUCACCGCCUUCGACCACGAUCGUUUCCGCUUGAUAUUGUAAUAUGUGAUCCAUUUUUCGUCCGCUUCAAAAAUGGGUCGAGUUCAUUCCGUUUCAACAGCAUAUCGCAGGCUUUGACCCUAACAUCAAGCUUUUUCGUGUAUCCAGCCUUCUGUAGAUGAUUUAAAAUGGUUUGGUGACCAACUUCAAUCUUCUGGGUGAUGUCACGAGAUGUUACAUGCCGGUCUGACUCGAUGUUUUCCAUGAUUUGAUCGGUAUUGCCAGAUACGAGCUCUGUAGCACAUUCAAAAAGACAAAAGGGCAGAAGGGAGAUAUUCGACAACCCAAUAUGUCCAAAUGGUACUUUCAUUAAUGUCGUUAAGAUUGUAGUAACUCGAAUCCGAUUCUUCUUGAGUAAGUUUACUCAUAAAAUAAUCGAUUUUUGAGAGUCGUCCUUUGUUUUCAGAAAUCGGUCGAAAAACGAAUCUUGAUAUUCGAUUUUACAGUUAAUUGACUAAUUUUGAUGUUCAGCAUACUAGCACAAUAUACCUCACAAUCAAAAAACCAAUAUACUAAAUCCAACUAAAAAUUAAUUGAUUAAUUCUAUUAAAUUUUAUUUCUUGUCAAUUAAAUUUAUUAAAACGGUAGCGCCUUGGGAAAUUAUUUAAGAUUGGGUCUAAUGUCCAGUGUGACGAAUGUGAAAACAACUGAAAUAUAAUAAUUGUCUAAUCAGCUUACUAAUUAAACACUAAUAAAUUGAGUUAAGUGUUGUGUUUAGGAUUUGGGAGUUAUUCGAUGAAAAAAGGAGGGAAAGUGUAAAAGGAUCGCAAUCAUGUUUGGCAUCAUAUUAUUUCUAUAUUAUAGAUCAAAGACUCACUAAAUUUCAGUACUAAAACUCAAAUUAAAUAUAUAUAAAAGUAAAAUAACUAGUAAUGGCCACGAGUUGUACGCAAGGACCAACCCUUCAGAGUAAUUCGACUCAGGCGAACCGUUUCAUGGAGAAAUUAAUGGCGAAAAUAUUUUGCUUUUACGACGAACAGUCUCUAAUCGAUGUGACAUUUAAAAUUUCGAACUCAACGGCUGUUAUACCCGCGCAUCGCUUGAUACUCGCAGCAGCGAGUCCUUACUUUGAGAACCUUUUCAAUGGCGAGCAAGGCAAUAAUCCCGUCAUCGAAAUAAAUGAUAUCGAUAGCGACAUUUUUGAGCGUUUAAUAGCGUUUUGUUACACUGGCCAGACGCUCAUUACCGUUAACAAUGUCGGUGCUAUGGUAAAGGCGGCAAUCGUUUUGCAGUUGGACGAUGCCUUAGCCAGUUGUGUCGACUACCUUAUGAUACAUAUUGGUGAAUACACAUUACAGGGUGCUCACACGCUAGAGCGUGAAACGCAGUGUGAGCUUCUUAAGCAGAAAAUCGUCGAAUACGAAAUACAGAAUUUUAUGGAGAUCAGCCAAAGCAAUGAGUUUUUGAAUUUCGAUGUGGAAAGAAUGCAACGUCUUCUGGAAUCUGACAAUUUGAAUAUAGCCCAUGAGGAAGAUGCCUUCGAUGCCAUAAAACGCUGGUUCAAUUACGAUAUUCCAGCGCGUCAAGAGCAACUGCCACUUUUAAUAGGUUGUCUCCGGCUUAUCCAAUUCGAUGAUGACUUUCUGUUCACACACAUACAGCCACUGCCUGGCUGUGAGUUGCUGGCCUUCAAGGCGUUAUUGUGGAUCAGUAAGCCUGAAGUACGAACAAAGAUAAAUAUGCGAUUUACAGAACCACGUGGAAUCAGUGGUACAAAUUGUGGUGAGAAAACAAUCCUAGCGGUUUUCUCAUGGACGGAUCCCAAACUGCUGCAAUAUAACAAAGCUGAAGAUAAAUGGCAAGAAUUUGCGAGUAUAAAUUACGACUACCGAUGGUAUAGAACUAUUUUAAGGGAUGAUAAUUUAUUAUUUAUUGGCGGUAAUAAAAAUGAUGAACCAAUCAACACCGUCCGCAGCUGGAAUAUACGGAAUAAGACAUGGCAAAAUUUGCCCGUCAUGAACCAAGCAAGAGAUGAACACUGCGUUGUCGAAUUAGAUGGUAAAAUCUACGCGAUUGGUGGUCAUGAUGGUAAAAAUACUAUGUCGUCGAUGGAAAGAUAUACAACUUCUGAUGGUUGGAAGUUCAUGAACAGCUUAAUUGUUGGACGAUUUCGGGCCAGUGCAGUGACUUUGAAUAGUAAAAUAUACAUAAUGGGCGGUUUUAAUGGCGGUAACUACGUAAAAUCUUUCGAAUGCUACGACCCGGAUUCGAAUAUUUGGACUUCUUGCGGGAAAAUGAAGGGAUGUCACGUUAAUUCUGAAACAGUUGCACAUAAUGGUCACAUUUAUGUUUUAAGCAAUAAAGGCGAUAACUGCAUUGUUGAACGUUACAAUCCUCAGGAAGACACAUGGUCUAAGAUUUGCUCUUUGGAAGUUGGCGGUGGUUUUAUAACUAGCGUAUCGCUAGAGAAUAAACUAUGGGUUAUAGGGGGCAUCUCUGCUGGCAAGACUCGUGUAAUAGUCUAUGAUGAGGUAAAUGACAGUUGGGAACAAAAGCGCUCAUUACCUGAAAAAGAUAUUACUUCCUGUUUUGUUGUGCCUGCAGCCUUACUGACGUCGAAAUGAAUAAACAAUAUUAAUAAAUAUGUUUUUGUAAUAAAUUCUUCUAAUAAAUACCAAAA